AGCAUAGCCGUCCUCAAGGGGUGCGACGUGUUGUUGGCUUCCCAGUAUCUCCCGCCUGGCAGCCAUGGCGCAGACUCGGGCUCCGGUUCGGGCUCUUCCAGUGGUGCUGCUGCUUACGGCUCUGUGGACCAGCUACAAUGCCACCCUGCUGUUCGUGGGCCAGGGCUCCUCGGGCAACGUUCGCCGCACCCUGGUGCCCAUGGAGGCGAAGAAGGCCAUCGCCAAGUCCGAGCUUCCGAAGGAGGCGCUGGCGCUGCCGUGGAUGGAGAAGCUCGACAUUCAGACUGGUUCCUUCAGCUUCAGCGAGGGCGCAGAGAACAAGGUGCAGAUCAUCACGCCCAUGGGCUCCUCUGACGACAUCAAGGCCUGGGCUUCCCUGGCGCCCAACUUCUUCUUCGCGCUCAUCUUCUUCACGGCGGGAGGGUGCAUCGAGUCGUGCCGCUUCUUCCCGGACGCCCUGACCUUCUGAAGGGCCUCGCAGCCGUGGCGGAGGGCGUGAUCACGGAGGCCGAUUCUACUCGCGCGUGUGCUCUCUGGCCCGAGUAGGAGAUAGACUACAGAAUCGAUGUGCCCAAGACUGGAUGGCUUUGUAUCAUCUGCACGGGACAUACGUGGAAUGCUCUGUACAUGCACGGAACAUUCUGUCCAUUUUCGGCAGAUUCGACGAACACAAG
This is a messenger RNA of Prorocentrum cordatum, 674 nucleotides long. Lineage: Eukaryota; Dinophyceae; Prorocentrales; Prorocentraceae. The record is from the annotation of a GenBank genome assembly.